AUAUUCCCUCCCUCCAACUAACUUCCCAUCUCCUCCUGUAAAUACCUCUGCCUUUUUUCUUUUUCUUUUUUGUUGCACUGGAGCCGGUCUGAUGUAAUCCAUAACUGCUAGAAAAAGGAAGAAAGAAAAAUCAGAAGAACAUGUCUUCUUCCUGCUCCGGAUUAGGGCAUCGAAGCUCCAAAAUCCUCUGCAGAAUUCACCAUGGAUCUGGCCUCCUCAACACUCCAUCCUUUCUGUUAUCCACAAAUCCCGCUCGAAUUCUGCGGAGCUCGGUCCGAUUCCGGUGCGUCCUCGAUCAACUUGCUCCGAGAUUGACAACAGUCUCCUCGUCAUUGAAUUCCGUGAUCACCACUGGGAACGUGAUUGCGGCGGCGGCAGCUGCCGCGAGCAGCGCCGGUACUGCUCACUCGGCAGUGACAUCAGCACUCGCUCAUGUUGCGGUCACAGCGGUCGCGAUUGCGUCGGGGGCAUGCCUUUCAACCAAGGUGGAUUUCCUGUGGCCACGAGGGGAGGAGCAGCCUGAUUCCCUUAUAUUAGAUGGAGUGGACGUAACAGGGUAUCCAGUCUUUAACGAUCCAAAGGUUCAGAAGGCUAUUGCAUUUGCAAGGAAAGCUCAUUAUGGCCAGUUAAGGAAAACAGGAGAUCCUUAUCUUACUCACUGUAUCCAUACGGGAAAGAUAUUGGCAGCUCUGGUUCCAUCAAGUGGAAAACGAGCGAUAGAUACAGUUGUUGCUGGAAUUCUCCAUGACGUGAUUGAUGAUACGUGCGAAAAUCUGCGCAGCAUAGAAGAAGAAUUUGGCGAUGAUGUUGCGAAGCUAGUUGCUGGGGUUUCGAGAUUAAGCUACAUAAAUCAGCUGUUACGUAGACAUCGCAGGACAAAUCUAAAUCAGGGAACUCUGGGCCAUGACGAGGCAAAUAAUCUGCGGGUGAUGCUCUUGGGCAUGGUCGAUGAUCCUCGCGUGGUUCUUAUCAAGCUUGCGGAUCGUCUGCAUAACAUGAGAACCAUUUAUGCUCUGCCAUCACAAAAGGCUCAAGCUGUUGCACAAGAGACAUUAGCGGUUUGGUGCUCCCUUGCUUCUAGAUUGGGCGUGUGGGCUUUAAAAGCUGAACUGGAAGAUCUAUGCUUUGCUGUUCUUCAGCCUCAUACUUUUCGCCAAAUGCGAGCUGAGCUUGCAUCCAUGUGGAAUGCUAGCAAUAGGACAAGAAAUCUGAGGAGAGUAUCUGCAAAAGCUGGCUUGCUUGUACCUUUGCAUGAGAAUAAUGUUAUUCCCAACCAUGAAGAUUCUUUAACAACUGAUGACGAUAAAACAACCAUGAAGGAUCUCUUGCAAGCAGUACUGCCAUUCAAUAUAUUACAGGAUAGAAGGAAGCGGACUAAUUUUCUUAAUAAUCUUAGGGAAUGCUCAGAGGUUCCCAACCCAAAACCUAAGGUCCUUAGUGAUGCUGGGAUUGCUUUGGCAUCUCUAGCAAUCUGUGAGGAAACACUUGAGCGGGAGUUAUUUAUAUCGACAUCUUAUAUUCCCGGUAUGGAAGUAACUUUAUCUAGCCGCCUGAAAAGCUUGUAUAGUAUCUAUUGCAAGAUGAAACGGAAAGGUGUUGGCAUCAGGCAAGUAUAUGAUGCCCGUGCAUUGCGGGUGGUUGUUGGGGAUAGGAAUGGAACACUGCAUGGAGCUGCAGUUAAGUGUUGCUACAGCCUUCUUGACAUUAUGCACAGGCUCUGGACCCCUAUUGAUGGUGAGUUUGAUGAUUACAUCGUAAAUCCGAAGCCUAGUGGCUAUCAGUCUCUUCAUACUGCUGUUCAAGGUCCUGAUAGCUCACCCUUGGAGGUGCAAAUAAGAACUCAGAGGAUGCAUGAGCAUGCAGAAUUUGGACUUGCUGCACAUUGGCUUUAUAAGGAAACUGAGAACAACGUUACAUUCCCAAGCAUUACACAUAAUUCCAGGAUAAAUACAUCCCAAUACCAAUCCAAAGGGUUGAUGGAUGAAACUCCUAUUCAAGAUGAUGAAUUUCAGAAGUAUAGUUCCCUGAAAGUAGGACAUCCAGUCCUUAGAGUGGAGGGGAGUCACUUACUUGCAGCUGUCAUUGUCAGUAUGGAUAAGGGGGGAAGAGAGCUACUCGUGGCUGUGAGCUUUGGACUUGGAGCUUCUGAAGCAGUAGUUGACAGAAGAUCUUUUUUCCAGAUAAAACGUUGGGAAGCUUAUGCAAAGCUCUACAAAAAGGUUUCUGAUCAAUGGUGGUUCGCACCAGGACAUGGAGAUUGGUGUACUUGCCUGGAGAAAUACACACUUUGUCGAGAUGGGAUAUACCACAAGCAAGACCAAUUUCAGCGCUUGUUACCCACCUUCAUCCAAGUAAUAGAUCUGACAGAGCAAGAGGAAGCUGAAUAUAGGAUGGUUGUGUCUGCCAUUUUCGAAGGGAAGCAGAUUGCUUCUAUUCCAUCAGAUUCCAACUUAGCUGAGAAACCCAGCUUUGACUCUUCUGGUGCUACUCCAGUGGAAGCUAGCAUCAAUAACAAGGUGCAUCUACUGAGGACAAUGCUUCAGUGGGAGGAGCAGGUGCGCUACAAAGCCAUUUUUGGAGAAACAAAGCACAGGGCCUCUUCAUCACAUGUUGGCCGCCCCACUUCUGUGGAUCUUGGUGAAGUGGCAAUCAUAUGCUGGCCCCACGCUGAGAUAAUGAGGCUGAGAUCUGGAAGCACUGCCGCUGACGCUGCAAGAAGGGUAGGACUGGAAGGAAAGCUGGUUUUAGUGAAUGGCCAGCCGGUGUUGCCACAUACGGAACUCAAGGAUGGUGAUAUAGUGGAAGGCUUAACGUAGUCCUAGAGCUCAGUAACUUCUCAACUGUUUUACACACACAACAGAAGGCGGUUUGAGAGUGCAUAUCAGCAUAUUCAAACAUAGAUGCAAAGUCGAGCCAUGUACAGUGUAAGAUAUUCAAAGGUGAUUCUAUUGCAAUUCAAUGUAUAUAAGACUUAUGGUCAAUAAGAGUACUCUCCCAUUGCGAUAACCA
Magnolia sinica is the source of this 3009-nucleotide messenger RNA. RefSeq lists its product as uncharacterized. Gene Ontology annotation, biological process: guanosine tetraphosphate metabolic process. NCBI's taxonomy places the organism in Eukaryota, Viridiplantae, Streptophyta, Magnoliopsida, Magnoliales, Magnoliaceae. Gene Ontology annotation, cellular component: chloroplast. The transcript has 18 exons. The coding region runs from base 141 to 2816 and encodes 891 amino acids. The record is from RefSeq and is a predicted model, not a curated record.